Aspergillus glaucus CBS 516.65 is the source of this 2103-nucleotide messenger RNA. RefSeq names its product Zn(II)2Cys6 transcription factor. Bases 1 to 2103 code for a protein of 700 amino acids. NCBI's taxonomy places the organism in Eukaryota, Fungi, Ascomycota, Eurotiomycetes, Eurotiales, Aspergillaceae. Gene Ontology annotation, molecular function: DNA binding; zinc ion binding; DNA-binding transcription factor activity, RNA polymerase II-specific. Gene Ontology annotation, biological process: regulation of DNA-templated transcription; DNA-templated transcription. The record is from RefSeq and is a predicted model, not a curated record. The transcript has 7 exons.
AUGUCAACCCGCCGCUACCGCUCGGCAGUCGCCUGUGAAUCUUGUCGCCGCCGCAAAGUCCGCUGCAGUCUUACGGUCACGGGGUUCCCUUGUAUUGGGUGUGCGCAGGAUCGCGCCGAGUGUGUCGUUGAUGAGAGGAGGAGUUUGGCGUUGAGUAGGGUCCAGGAGCGGAGGGCUCGGCAGUCGCAGUCGCAGCCGCAUUCACCUGGACAUAAUAGAUCUAACGAGGUUGUGCCGUCAUCGAGUCAACCGUUUAAUAACCCGGUUGGUAAAGGAAUUGAGGCUUCAGAGUCACCUUCACAUGCCAGUGACCGGAUACAAGAUGAAGAGCGUAACGGUCUCGAAAUCGCAGCUGCUGCAUUGGGCCAGCCUGAAGGUGUUGGGCAGGUUCCUUUCUACACCGGUGACCAAACCGGCAUAACAUCAACCCUAGACCUCUGCUCCCCCGAACAACAUCUCCCGCGCCACCUCCUCCUCCCUAUGCACAUGCCCGCCUCACUCUCCAACGAAGACAAACAAUAUCUAGCCAAUAAAGGCGUGUUCACGUUACCCGGAAAAGAGGCGUGUGAUAGUCUGAUCCGAGCGUAUUUUCGCCAUGUGCAUCCGAUUAUGCCGAUUAUUGAGGCGGAUCAGUUGUUGGGGGCUGUUGCGGCGGGGAGGUUGGGGGACUAUAAUGUUUUGUUGGUGUGGAGUGUGUUUUUUGUUGCUGUUAAUUUUAUUCCGAUAUCGAUAUGUCAGAGUGAGGGUUAUGAGUCCCGGAAGGCGAUGAAAGCAGCUAUGUAUUCAUGCGCAAAGUCCAUGUACAACCACACAACCGACCGAACCACCCUCCUCCAAUCCUCCCUUCUCCUCGGCUUCUGGCACUCUGAAACAGACCAACACGCCGCCCCCUGGUACUGGACCGGAAUCUCCGUCAACAUGUGCCAAAUCCUCGGCCUCCACCGCAACCCCGACAACAGCCCCAACAACAACACAACCACCGCUGCCACCCGCCGCAAUUCCUCCAUAACAGACCGCCAGCGACACCUCUGGCGACGCCUCUGGUGGGCAUGUUUCUUCCGCGACCGCUGGAUGAGUCUUACGCUUGGACGGCCGAUGAGGAUUGAUCUGAAUGAUUGUGAUAUGCCAAUGGCGAGAGCGGAGGAUUUGUUGAGUGACCUUGAGGGUGUGGGAAGGGAAACGAAGGAGGCGUUUCUGCCGGGGGAUUUGGAGAAGAUGGCGGAGUUUUGGGUGAUGUUGGUGGAGAUGAGUAAAGUGUUGGGGAAGGUGUUGAAGUUGAAUUAUCAGGCGCUGAGGGGGAGGCCGGGGUUGGGGGAGGUUGAGGCGUUGGAGGCGCAGAUAUUAUCUUGUCAGUGUCCGGGUGUGGAUGGUGGCGGUGGGGGGUUGAGUCGGGAGGCGGUUUUUUAUGUCUAUCAUUUGCAGUUGCAUUAUCAAGCGAUUCUGAUCAUGUUCUACCGCCUCUACGGAACCGAAUCACCAGAAGGUCUCCAUCCAGCACAACAACAAAAAUGGCAGCACCGAAUGCGCCGCGAGGCCGAUAUAGCAGCCUCCCGAACAAACGAUAUCCUCGACAUGCUAGCCCAAGAGAAUCUCCUCGAAUUCGCCCUCCCAAUGACCCCACCCCUCCUGAUCCCAGCAAUGCAAAUGCACCUUCUAAACUGCAACUCAGCAAACUCACUCUCCCGACGAUUACGACUGAACAAGCUUAAUAUAUGCAUGAUGGUCAUGGAGGAGUUUCAAAAGGUGUAUACCGUUGCGUCGAUUUAUCGGGGGAUUUUUGCAAAGGCUAUCCAGCAGUUUUAUCCCCGGGAUGCGGGGGUUCUGGGGAUGUAUAGUCCUAUUUGGUUUGCUUUGGAUGCAAAUGCGAAUACGAACGCGGACGCGAAUGCUGGUGAGGGUGUUCCUGCUCCUGUUCCGGCGCCUGUGGCGGUUACUUCUGUUCCUUUUUCUGUUGAUGCUGGUGCUGGUGUUGAGAACAGCCUAUCCGAGGGAGAUGUUAACAUGAACACCGAGAUGACCAGUGAUCUGAUUGAUGCACUGGUUGAUGAAGCCUCUACGUUUAAUUUCUGGGAGACAUGGGGACAGUUAUGGGUUGAUCAGUGA